This is a messenger RNA of Biomphalaria glabrata, 2590 nucleotides long. RefSeq names its product nuclear RNA export factor 1-like. Gene Ontology annotation, biological process: poly(A)+ mRNA export from nucleus. Bases 105 to 2015 code for a protein of 636 amino acids. Gene Ontology annotation, cellular component: nucleus; cytoplasm. NCBI's taxonomy places the organism in Eukaryota, Metazoa, Mollusca, Gastropoda, Planorbidae. The transcript has 18 exons. The record is from RefSeq and is a predicted model, not a curated record. Gene Ontology annotation, molecular function: protein binding; RNA binding.
CAUUGGCGUACAUUACACACACACACAUACACACUGUUUACGUAUGUUUACAGACAUCUUAGUUCUAGAUCUAGAUAGGUUACUUAAACUUACUAUCAUUCACAAUGAGCUACAACAGAAAAAAUGAUAACUUUUCAGUGGUAACCAGAAGAGAUGGUACACGUUCAUUUAGAGGUGGCCAUGAUGAUCGAUGGAAUAACCACCAAGGAUCUAAUGCUAAUAGAGGGCAGUCAAGAGGUGGAAGAGGAAACAGAGGAGGUCGACGUGGAGGCUUUCGUCAUUUCAAUGCUCAAUCUGCUAGAUUUAGAAACAGACCUGGAAAUGCCAAUCUUGAUGAAGAUGGGGAUAUUGCAAUGAGUGGUGAAUUCAAUCGAGCAAAUAAUUUGAAUUCCCACACUAAAUCAAGAGGCAGUCACUCUUCCUUCAGAGGCAGAAAUAAUGCUACAAGAAAAGUUCCUCCAAAAGAUGCUUGGUUUAAAAUUAUGGUACCUUUUGGUGCGACUAUGUCAGAGAAUGAAUUGGUUGACAUGAUCAAGAGUAAUAUAAAUGGACCAUUUGAACCCAUUCAGUAUUCAGUUGAUGAUAGAAGUAAGAGAGUCUAUUUCUUCAUCAAGGGUUUAGAUAGUGCUGAUGCCCUUCGAUCUAUUAGCAGAAGAAUCACAAAAUCAGAUGGACACAAACUUGUGUUUCAUGUUACCAAUACAAGUUGUCCUUUGGACAAUACAAUUGACGAUAACUGCAUCCAUAAGUUGACUCUUCGACUUAGUGAGCGCUAUGAUUCAUCAACGCAGUUGUUAAAUUUGAGUGAAUUCCAUGCCGAUGAUGAACUCAAGAAGGACAACAUUUAUCUUCCCCUGAACAGAGCCACAACUAUGGCAGCUAUCACCAAAAUCAUUGCACAACACACACCAGAGUUGGUAGGCCUUGAUGUCAGCAGAAACAAAUUGCUUUCUCUUGGUCACAUGACAGACUUAGUCAAAGUCACACCAAACGUCUGCUGCUUGAACCUGGGUAACAAUCAGCUUCGUUCCCUUGAUGAGCUCACUAAACUCAAAGGUUGGCAAAAUAUUGUGGAAAUCAUUUUAAAAGGAAAUGAUUUGUGCCAAAACUUCAGCAACCAAGAAACAUAUUUAAGCGCUGUUCGGAAAACAUUUCCAAAAGUUCUUAAAUUGGACGGCACAGACUACCCUCCACCUAUCACCUUUGAUUUGGAUAAUGACCUUGUAUUACCACCAACUAAGGACAGCCACUUUGGGAAUGAUGAUGUCAAGAAUUUGGUAGUCACAUUUAUCAAAGAGUAUUAUUCAAUCUAUGAUUCUGACCGCCGCAAAGAUCUUAUGCCAGCAUACCAUGACAAUGCUCAGUUCUCUCUGUUUGCUGUAAAGAAUCCUAUUUUAGACAGACAAGCUUCACUGAGUAGCUAUGUUGAUGACAGUCGUAAUCUCAGAGUGAUUGGACAUUAUGAUUCAGAUAAGCUUUCAAAAAAAAUCAAGACUGGACAACUCCAAGUUAUCUCGUGUUUAGAAAGUCUUCCUAAAACAACUCAUGACUUGAACUCCUUCAAGGUGGAUGUAACCUUUGCUUCGCCAUCAAUGUUGUCCUUUGUUUUACAAGGAGUUUUCAAAGAAAAUGAAACACGAUCAGACAAAGCAGUGUUCAGAUUUUUUAGCAGAUCAUUUGUUACAGUUCCUUCUGGGCCUGGAAUGGUUAUAACAAAUGAUUUAUUGACAAUUUCGAAUGCAAGUAUCGCCCAAAGUAAAGCCUUCAAAGUGGCUGCACCAACACCCUCAUCAAGUCCUGCAUCUAGUACACAGUCAGUCCCUGGAGCUCAAUCUUCAUCAAUCCAGUCACCAGAGCAACUCCAAAUGAUUGAAAGGUUUAUGGCUGACUCUAAAAUGAAUGCUGCCUACUCUCUUCAGUGUCUGCAAGCCAAUGACUGGGAUUACAAUAAAGCUGGUCUUAUCUUUACAGAUUUAAAGAACCAAGGCAGGAUCCCUCCAGAGGCAUUUUUAUGAAGCAUUGGAUUCAUCUGAGAAUUACCCGCUGUAUUUGGAAGUCUGGAAUCAAGAUUGUCAAUGAUCCAAUGUGAUAUCUUAUAAGAUAGAAAUUGACUAGCUACUUUACAUUAUGUCUAUCAGUCAAAGAUCUGUUGUAUUUCCUUUUGCUUAAUAGAAAAAAACAGAGAGAAAUGUUUUAAGUCCUACAGUAUCUAGAGCUAUUCAAUGUAUGUGGACUGACUGAAAUUGAGCACUGGAAAAAACAACACUUUAAACUGUUAUAAUAGAUCAAAUAAUUUUCAGACAUAACCAAGUAGUCCUUAAUGUUAUCAACUUGGUAAUCAGUUUACCUUAUCAAUUGCUUGAGUUCUUUUGAUCAAUUAAUUUAGACACAAAAAUUCAAGUCAUUAUAAAACUUUUUUUUUUUUAUUUAAAUUCAUUUUAAAAUUACAUAACUAUGCAAUGUCUGAUUUUUAACCUUUUAUUUAUAUAUAUAAAAGUCUACAUUUUGUAUGAUGGCUUGAAAGUUGAUCCUAAAAUGGUUGGAUGUACAUGUGCUUCUGUUCAGACAAGAAUAAAUCAUUUUGUUUCUC